GUCGCCCUACCCCCGCUAUGGCCGCGCCGGUGACGCGGCAGGUCAGCGGCUGCGCGGGUCCAGUCCUGACCCCAACCGGCUCGGACACAGAACCCGGGCAGCCCCUAGCAGCUGCCGUGGCUGAUCUGCCGGUGCUGGAUGCAUCCGGGAGACGGGUGUCGUUCGGCGCGCUUUUCCGGGAGCGUCGGGCCGUGGUGGUGUUCGUGAGGCAUUUCUUGUGUUACGUCUGUAAAGAAUAUGUCGAGGAUCUGGCCAAAAUCCCCAAGAGCUUCCUCCGAGAAGCGGAUGUCACCCUCAUAGUGAUUGGGCAAUCAUCGUACCAUCAUAUUGAGCCUUUCUGCAAACUGACUGGAUAUUCUCAUGAAAUCUAUGUUGAUCCUGAGAGAGAAAUUUAUAAAAGAUUGGGAAUGAAAAGAGGUGAAGAAAUUUCCUCUUCAGGACAGAGCCCCCACAUAAAAUCCAACCUGCUUUCGGGAAGCCUUCAGAGCCUGUGGCGGGCAGUCACUGGCCCGCUUUUUGAUUUCCAAGGAGACCCAGCUCAGCAAGGCGGAACCUUCAUUUUAGGUCCAGGUAACAGCAUCCACUUUGUGCACCGAGACAGAAAUAGGUUGGAUCACAAGCCCAUAAACUCUGUUUUACAGCUUGUGGGAGUUCAGCCUGUGAACUUCAUGAGCAGACCUACAGUUAUCCAUGUAUGAAUGGGCCCUUGAAACGUGAGACAAAAUACCAGGCUUCAUGAGAUUAUGAAAAUAAAACUCAUGUGCCUGUAGAAUUAUAUUGAGAGGCAUCAGGAAAAAGCAUUUUAAAUUUUAUAGCCUCUAUAAUUAUUCAUUCAAUGAAAGAUUUUUGGCAACUAAAAUAUAAGAAGGGGGCUGGAAAGAUCACUUCGUGAUUAAGAGCACUUGCUUCUCUUGCAGAGGACCUAGGUUUGGCUCACAAUCGUCUGUAGCCCCAGUUCUAAGGUAUCCAACACCUUCUUCUGGCCUUGGGGACCAGGUGCACAUGUGGUAAACAUGCAUAAAUGUAGGCAAGCACAUGAAAGAAGGAUAAAUAAAUCCUAUAAAACUACAUACAUAUGUGCAUACAUGCAUGCAUGUAUGAAGGAAGGGAAGAAUGGGCCAGGUAUGAUGGCACAGGUUUGUAAUCCUAACACUGAGAAAUGGGACAAGAAUUCAGCCUGCCCAAGCAAUGGGUGGUACACACCUUUAAACCCAGUGCUUGGGAGGCAGAGGCAGGAGGAUCUCUUGUGAGUUCGAGGCCAGCCUGGUCUACAGAGCUAGUUCCAGGACAGAAUCUAAAAGCUACAGGGAAACCCUGUCUCUAAAAACCAAAUAAAUAAAUAAAAUAACAAAAAGCAAAUAAAUGUACAGCCAGAUGUGGUGGUGCGUGGGGAGGAGGCAGGAAUUCUAGAACAGACUUACAUUUCUAGAUACCUGCUUUUCUCACCCCCCAAAUCUGUCUUAUUUAGAAAACUAUUGUCAUAUUUUACUUUUUAAGAAUUUUAGUUUGGCCAGGCAGUGGUGGCACACACCUCUAUUCCCAGCACUCAGGAGGCAAAGGCAUCUCUUCAAGUUGGAGGUCAGCCUGGUCUACAGAGCAAGCU
This is a messenger RNA of Microtus oregoni (creeping vole), 1603 nucleotides long. Its product is annotated as peroxiredoxin-like 2C. Bases 18 to 698 code for a protein of 226 amino acids. Lineage: Eukaryota; Metazoa; Chordata; Mammalia; Rodentia; Cricetidae. The record is from RefSeq and is a predicted model, not a curated record. The transcript has 6 exons.